AGUAUUGUCAAGUCUCACCUCGACCGGGACAACGUACUUUGUUUGCCCGCCCUGUCAAUACUGAUGGGAGAGCGAUGUCGGCUGCGCUCUGUUCACAUGCGUCAGCGUGGGGGGAAAUAAGAGCAACUCACGUUCCGAAGUUACUAGCUUGUGAACAUAGAUACCGGGAAGCCCUCAAGAAGUACGGGCGUUUUCGCGUUUGUCAGCUGGUCACUGGACCUGUCCGUUCCAAGACAAGGACCACAAGCAGCUGGCGCAGCAUACGUACUAGUUACUCCGCCGUCUGCACGCAAGGACAUGCCUUUAGGAAGGGGCAAGGGCGGACAUAUCGGGAGGGUCAAGCCGACGAGGCCUAUCUCGAUCAACCUUAGCGCUUGCCCUCUGAGGCUAGCGCCAAGAGAGACGGUCCGGCCCGUCAGGUGAAAUUAAAGAGUCUGCCUGUCUUCGCCAGUCGUCGGUUUCCGCUCGACCUCGAAUAUUACUCGGCAGGUGAAAGGCCGAUGUCGACAGCGCACGUGUCCAAUAUCAUUGAGGGACGGGAGUGGUCCCAGGAAACUUGGUUUAUUGUUCGCAGACGCAGAUAGGCGAGAUGGUGUCAGAUUUCAGUCUGUCAGAUAAUUUUUUGAUCGGAUAGCAAGCA
Messenger RNA from Acaromyces ingoldii, 640 nucleotides. RefSeq lists its product as hypothetical. Bases 75 to 371 code for a protein of 98 amino acids. The transcript has a single exon. NCBI's taxonomy places the organism in Eukaryota, Fungi, Basidiomycota, Exobasidiomycetes, Exobasidiales, Cryptobasidiaceae. The record is from RefSeq and is a predicted model, not a curated record.